CAAAAACCUUUGCAUAUAUAAAAAAAUAUCACAAGAAAGAGGGCCCUGGUUCAAUUACAGGCACCCAUCUCCUCUGUUUAUUUUCCGCCACCACUUCCUUUCUUCAUUAUCUCCAUAAAAAAACACAGAAAGAAGAAAUAGAUUCCUCAUGGGUAGAUCUCCUUGUUGUGAGAAAGAGCAUACCAACAAAGGUGCAUGGACAAGGGAAGAAGAUGAGCGUCUCAUUAACUACAUCAAACUUCAUGGCGAAGGCUGUUGGAGAUCUCUCCCCAAAUAUGCCGGUUUGCUUCGAUGUGGGAAGAGUUGUAGGCUUAGAUGGAUAAACUACUUGAGGCCUGAUCUCAAGAGAGGAAACUUCACUGAAGAAGAAGAUAAGCUCAUCAUUAAUCUUCACAGCUUACUUGGUAACAAAUGGUCCUUGAUUGCUGCAAGAUUGCCGGGGAGAACGGAUAACGAGAUCAAGAACUACUGGAACACUCAUAUCAAAAGAAAGUUGUAUAGCAGAGGGAUCGAUGCUCAAACGCACCGUCCACUCGGUUCGGUUUCCACCACGAACAACAGCAGCAAUUGCAGUAACAAGAAUAAGAUGAACUUUAAUAGAUUCAGAUUAGAAAUGAAAGAGACCGUGGUGCCACCGAUGCAAGUGCCUGCCAACAUAGACAAUAGAGCAGACUCGUCCGAAGAUUCAAACGGCAGCAGUGGAUUAAGUAGUGAAGAAGUUUUCCCACACAUCAAUCUUGAACUCUCUAUUGGGCUUCCGUUUUCAUAUGUCGACUUAAACCAAUCGCAGCAGCAACGAGUCGCCUACCAGUUGUUCCUGUAGAUAAUUUGUCCGGAGUCUUUAAGUCUCAUUUAUGUAUAUCUUAUUAGUUAGUUUAAAUAUAAGGAUUUUAUUAGGUUAAUCAUUUAAUUACAUUAUGUU
Hibiscus syriacus is the source of this 922-nucleotide messenger RNA. RefSeq names its product myb-related protein 330-like. The transcript has 3 exons. The record is from RefSeq and is a predicted model, not a curated record. NCBI's taxonomy places the organism in Eukaryota, Viridiplantae, Streptophyta, Magnoliopsida, Malvales, Malvaceae. Bases 149 to 823 code for a protein of 224 amino acids.